Molecule: messenger RNA, 4848 nt
Organism: Solea senegalensis (Senegalese sole)
Lineage: Eukaryota; Metazoa; Chordata; Actinopteri; Pleuronectiformes; Soleidae
Gene: iqsec3a
Product: IQ motif and Sec7 domain ArfGEF 3a
Exons: 14
Coding region: 225-4595 (1456 amino acids)
Biological process (GO): regulation of ARF protein signal transduction; actin cytoskeleton organization
Molecular function (GO): protein binding; guanyl-nucleotide exchange factor activity
Source: RefSeq, a predicted model, not a curated record
UACUGGUGCCCUCUUGCAUCAGCACCAUUUCUGGUACAGAGAGAGAGAGAGAGAGAGAGCGCGAGAGAGAGACCCAACCCCACCGGAACGUAGAGGCGUCAAACGGCCGUCAGAACAUCCCGGUUACGCACCGCUCAUACACCCCGUCGCCAGAGAGCCAGACGCAGCUGAAGGAGCACGGAGCUCAGCCGGGACCUCGGUCAGUGUCACAGCUACAGUCAGUGAUGGAGAGCCUGCUGGAUAAUCCCAUGAAAGCCGUUCUGUACCUGAAGGAGCUCACCACCAUCGUCCAGAACCAGCAGAGCCUGAUCCAGACGCAGCGCCAGCGCAUCGACGAGCUCGAGCGGAAGGUGGAGGAUCUGAUCGGGGAGAACCGACUCUUGCGGGACCCCCACCACUACGUCCAGCAGCCCGCUCAGCAGCAGCAGCAGCAGCCGCAGCCGCAUCAACAUCAGCAGCAGCAGCCGCAGCCGCAGCAGCAGCAGCAGCAUCACCACCAUCACCACCCCGCAGCGACUCACCGCAGCGUCAGCCCGCAGGCGCCGGCCCACCUCCACCAGCACCCGGGGAGCAACAAGGCUGCGGCUCACUUCGGCCACCAGGCGCAGCAUCAGCAUCAACAUCAGCAGCAGCAUCAGCAUCAGCAGCACCAGUAUCAUCAUCAGCAUCAGCAGCAGCAGCAGCAGCAGCAGAUUCCAGGUCGAUCGGCCCACACUCCUCCCGCACCUUCCUCCCACCACCCGCAGCAGCUGCAGCUCGUCCCCACCUCGCCGCAGUCGCCCAAAACGAGCCAGAUCAGCCCGGACUCCGCCGAGGAGGACAAGAGAAGCCCCUGCUGCAAGUCCUUGGUCCCGCAGGCUCCCACCACUCUGUGCCGCUCAGUUGGACUGGCCAGGAAAGCGGAAAACCAAACAGUUCUGCACCAGUUCUGCUGCCCGGCCCCAGAGGCUCCUGAGGGGGAGACAUCGACCGCGUGUGUCCCCAGCGAUGACCUUCCUCUAGGAUCGUCUUUGGGUGAGGAAGGGAAGGGAGGAGAGGGGCAGCUGCAGAGUGAGGUCCAGUCACAGCCAGAACCGGAACCGGAGCCACAACCCGAACCAGAACCACAGCCACAGCAGCAAGAGCCUCAGCCUCAGACUCACCUGCCACAGCCACAGCCACAGCCGGAGCCCCAACCACAGUCACAGCCUCAGCCUGAAAGCAAACCUCAGCCACAUCUCGAACCCAAACCACCAGAGCCCGAACCUCAGCCGCAUGUCGAGGCUCCGAGCGACGACACUGCUGCACAGGACACCACUGAAGCCCCGCCCCCGUCACCGCCGCCGCCGCCUCGCAGCGAUGACCCACCAGCGGGGGAGCAAGAGGAUCACAAGUCGGAAGACGUUGCGGAGGCAAAGCGGAAGCCGGACGCAGCUGAGGAGGCCGAGCAGCCGGAGGUUGAGGCAGCGCAAGAGGAAGAGGAGGAGGAAGGGGGAGGAGCUAAAGGAGGUGGGGCUGGGAGGAGAGCCAGCCUGCACCACACAGCAUCACCCUUGAGGGUGCAGCGCAAUGGGGCCGGCUCGCACUCAGCCACCUCCGACUAUGAGCUCUCGCUUGACCUCAAAAAUAAGCAGAUCGAAAUGUUAGAGCACAAAUACGGCGGCCACCUCAUCUCCCGCCGCGCUGCCUGCAAGAUCCAGACUGCCUUCCGCCAGUACCAGCUUAGCAAGAACUUCGAGAAGAUCCGCAACUCGCUGCUGGAAAGUCGCCUGCCUCGACGCAUUUCCCUCCGCAAAGUCCGCGUGCAAAACACGGAGGGUUUCUCCGCUGAACGGGCGCUGGCAGAAGGCUGUAACCUGGCAGGCAUCCCUUUGGUGCGUUCGCCAUCUCUGCCUGCCACAGUUGGUGGCACCUUGACGGACCUGGAAGACUCAUUCACAGAACAGGUCCAGUCACUGGCAAAGUCCAUAGAUGAUGCACUCAGCAACUGGAGCCUGAAGACUAUGUGUUCACUGCAAGAGGGCGGCACUUAUCAGUUCACUGCCGAUUCCUUCAGGAGAGCAGGGGUAGGCGAUGGAGGAGAAGGAGGCGGCGGUGGUGUGGGAGAGUCGGCAAUGACUCAAGGCCCUGCGGACCCAAGUGACCUGUCAAGGAGCGCGAGCAAGCUGAUGAUGGCGUUUCGAGACGUGACGGUAAAGAUCGACAGCCAGAACUUCAGCGUUUCAUCCUCAGUCCUGGAAUCUUCCACUUCUGUCACUCUCGGCAGCUGCGUCCAACAAGAUGGCGCCGCCACCACUGUCACAGCCACUUCCAUGACAACAACCAACCCACCGGUCUCUGGCCUUUCACAAGAACCGCCUCCUCCACCUGCAGAUGUCCCAGCUGAAUCUAUAGAUCCCCCACCGCCACCCCAAGAACCCCCUCCGCCGCCAGAAUUAGAGAUAGAAGAAUGUGAACAGGAUAUUGAAUUCCCUGCUCCUCCUCCAAGCGAAGAAGAGCUAGGGGAGGAAGAGCAACCUCCCCUUACCCCUCUGGAAAAAAUGGCUGCCUCUCAAACCCAGGAGAAAUUCAUGGUGGUGGUACCACCACCACCCCGAGAACCCCCCCAAGCUCCUCCACUACAGGAAACUGUAACAUUGGGGAGCUCUCCCGCAGUGGAGUCCCUGGGGGUGAAGCGAUGUGGCUCCGAGAUGGCAGACAACAGCUCGGAGCAGAUGAGUAGCAGCAGCGCGUCCACAGAGGCACGCUCCACAUCCGAAGCCUCCACCAAGGAGACCCUGCAGGCCAUGAUCCUCAGCCUGCCACGUUACCACUGUGAAAACCCUGCCAGCUGCAAGUCACCCACGCUGUCCACUGAUGUCAUGCGAAAGCGCCUCUACCGCAUCGGCCUCAACCUCUUCAAUGUAAACCCGGACAAGGGUCUUCAGUUCCUGAUCUCGCGAGGCUUCAUCCCAGACACGCCCAUCGGCGUGGCACACUUCCUGCUACAGAGGAAGGGCCUGAGUCGGCAGAUGAUUGGCGAGUUCCUUGGCAACAGCAAGAAGCCCUUCAACAGAGAUGUACUGGACUGUGUUGUGGACGAGAUGGACUUUUCCGGCAUGGAGCUGGACGAGGCACUGAGGAAGUUUCAGGCCCACAUUCGAGUCCAGGGAGAAGCCCAGAAGGUGGAACGUCUUAUCGAGGCCUUCAGCCAGCGCUACUGCAUGUGUAACCCCGAUGUGGUGCAGCAGUUUCACAACCCGGACACCAUCUUCAUCCUGGCCUUCGCCAUCAUUCUGCUCAACACCGACAUGUACAGUCCCAACAUCAAACCUGACCGGAAGAUGUUGUUAGAGGACUUCAUACGCAACCUGCGAGGUGUGGACGAUGGAGCAGAUAUCCCCAGAGACAUGGUGGUGGGCAUCUAUGAAAGAAUACAACUGAGGGAGUUGCGCUCCAACGAAGACCACGUCACCUACGUCUCCAAGGUUGAGCAGUCCAUUGUGGGCAUGAAAACGGUCCUCUCUGUCCCUCACAGAAGACUGGUGUGCUGUAGUCGACUUUUCGAAGUGAUAGACGUCAACAAGGCCCAAAAGCAGGCGGCACACCAGAGAGAAGUCUUCCUCUUCAAUGAUCUGAUUGUGAUCUUGAAGCUUUGUCCAAAGAAGAAGAGUCCUGCGGCCUACACAUUUUGCAAAGCCAUGGGUCUACUUGGCAUGCAGUUCCACCUUUUUGAAAAUGAAUACUAUCCUCAUGGCAUCACCAUCCUCUCACCGUUUGGCUCCGACAAGAAGCAGGUGCUUCACUUCUGCGCCCAGAGUGCGGAGGAGCUGCUCAAGUUUGUGGAAGACUUGAAGGAGUCGAUCGCAGAAGUGUCAGAGAUGGAGCAGAUACGCAUCGAGUGGGAGCUGGAAAAGCAGCAGGGAGCCAAGACACACUCGGUAAAGAACAACGGCACACAGCUCGAGCUGCGUGGCAAACAGGGCUCCCCAUCAGGAAACCCGGAGAUAGACAGUGGAAGCGGACACAACGCAGUGGAGGUGUCAAUUCACAACAGGCUUCAGACGCACCAGCUCAGCAGCAGCAGCAGCAGCACGGCUCAGAGUCCCGAGAGCGCGGCCCUUCCUAACCACCGGGGAGAGCUGCUCUUCCAGCAGGGGCCCCUGGGGCUACUCCAGGGGCCGCCGUCGCCACUACCACCACCAACUCAGCACCCGUGGCUGCAGUCGGCGGCGAGCACCCCCGCCCACCACCUCCACCUCCUCCAGCAGCAACACCAGACCGCCGUCAGCGUGGCCGACCUGCGGCCCGAGACGCUCAUCCAGUGUCAGCAGAUCGUCAAAGUCAUCAUGCUCGACGACGGCGGCGGCGGCGGCCACGGGCGCAUAGAGGCCUUCCUCAAACAGACACCCGCGCACCACCUGUACCAGCAGCACCACCGCCACAGCCAUCGCCAGAUCAGUCAGUCGGCCAUGUCCACGCCGGUGCGCUCGCCGGACGGCUACCACGGCGGCGAGGGCCACCAGCCCCCGCUGCCUCCCCCGCCUCCGCCUUACCACCAUCCACACCAGUACAUACCACCAGACCCCCGCCUCAGUCUACACCGGACCCCCAGUGACUCUCAGAGCAUGGUGUAAAUAGAUUAGUUAGUAUUAUUUCCCUAAAAUACACACACACACACACACUUCACAACUUCCUUUCUCUAUUUAACAGUACAUAAUGUACAUAUAUAUAUAUACAUAAAUAUAUAUAUAUACAUAAAGAGAUAUAAUAAAAAUAAAUGAAUCACUUAUAUGCAUAUAUUUAGGAGGGGAAAAAAUUAAUUAACUCAAUGAUUUUAAAAGAUAUAGAGAGAAAUUAAAAAAGGAAAAAAAAAAAGGUUUUACUUGA